Molecule: messenger RNA, 1596 nt
Organism: Acanthocheilonema viteae
Lineage: Eukaryota; Metazoa; Nematoda; Chromadorea; Rhabditida; Onchocercidae
Source: the annotation of a GenBank genome assembly
AUGAAUAGUGACCAAUUACAAGAUUGGCUCACUGAUUUGAACGAACGAUGGAAAAAUGACACAGAGAAACAGGCACUGAAAGAUGUGGAAUAUGAACGGACACAAUUAACUCAUGAAACUUACAAAACUCACUAUUUAAUCAACUAUAUCGGUUGUAACUAUACUGAUGUUGACUUAGUGCAACCGAUUAUAGCACAACUUCUUGCAUGUUAUUAUCGUGGAGGUAUAUUGCGCUAUUUUGUAUUGCAAUGCAUUCCAUCAUUAAUUCAUAUCUAUCUUGUGGCACUAGCUAAACGUCAAAAGAAAUCAAUUUCCAUGUUUGAAACAUUUUUUCUUGCUAUUUAUAAUGAAGAAAUACUUGCCGGUGGUACUUUAUCCGGAUCGGUGACAAAGAAAAUAGAGGAAAUUCGGAUACCAUCCAUACGUUUCCCAAGCGUAUAUCAUGAUCCAAAGAAGCUGAAUUUUGCCUCAGACAUUGCUUUUAAACCUGGAACACCCGCGUUUGUGCAGAAAACUGUACGAAUCGGUCCUUACAAAUCGGUGGAUAGGAUUAUUCCACAAAAUAGGCAAACAAUAUUGACUCGUCUAUUAAAAUCCGUCAAUGGGUGUCUCUGUAGGUUGUCGCGUGAUGUAAUAUGUCAAUGUGUAUGCUUGAGCACCAUAGCUCUUUGUCAAAGCGGGUUUUCUUUUCGCGAAACUUCUUUAGGGUUACGAGUUUUUGGCAGUAGUUUUCGUUCUAAAGAAUCUGAUGAUUUUUCAAAAAAACCAAGAUUACGAAUCUCAUCGCAAUAUCUGUUGGAGUCUUUGAAUGGUUUAUACUUUGCAUUGUUCAAUGGUGCGCCAGAAUUAGCUGUUCAGGCUAUUGAUGUUGUGCAUCAAAGAGCUUUGUAUGAAUUCUAUGCAGACGUUAUUCUGGUAACGAAUAGUAUUAGCGAGACUCUGCUUGAAAGUAACUUUCAUAAAAAUGAAGAAUUAUUGACAACCCAUUGGGUGCGUCCUGGAAAAUUGGAUAGUCAUAAAGGAAAUGAAGUGGUAACAAAUGCUUCCUUUCGGCUGAAGAAAAUGCCAGAAGAUAUUUCACCUGUUGUAGAUAAUGAUAUGAAAGGAUUUAAUUUUUCUGAUAGCGUUGAAAAUUUCAAGAAGCGUAUUACCGUAAAAGUGGAACAGUGCAAGUUAAAGCGCCAGUUCGGGAAUCACAGGCGAAGAUCAGGAAAUAGUAUUGAAAACGUAGGUGAUAUCGAUUUGGUUCCGAUCAACGAAGAACCAGCUUCAAGUGAAGUACGGAACUCUCUAAUUGUUGGUUCUAUCGAUCAAGCCACAUAUCAGAAUUCAUCACGACACAAUUCCAUCUCAUAUGGUUUGGCAAAUUCUGACAGUAAUGUUUCGGUUUCAUUUCGACAAGAUCAAAUUCAUAAUGGGACAUCACCAAAACCGAGAAAUGAAUUAAUUGACUUUUCGGUGUCAAAAGAUGGUGAUUUAUUUGAAACCGUCAAACCAACAUCUGUAAAGGACAGCAUACGUGACUUAUCAAAGUGGCAUGGCAAUAUUCAACACAUCGAUAGCGUAACUGAUGCUUUGGAAGGCACAUCGUUAUGA